Messenger RNA from Bombina bombina (fire-bellied toad), 732 nucleotides. Its product is annotated as chromatin assembly factor 1 subunit A-like. Gene Ontology annotation, biological process: nucleosome assembly. Gene Ontology annotation, cellular component: nucleus; CAF-1 complex. The record is from RefSeq and is a predicted model, not a curated record. The transcript has 3 exons. The coding region runs from base 1 to 732 and encodes 243 amino acids. NCBI's taxonomy places the organism in Eukaryota, Metazoa, Chordata, Amphibia, Anura, Bombinatoridae.
AUGGUUUUCCAUAUGAUGGGGCAUAAAGGUCUUUCUGGUGUGAAUCCAGGGUUCCUCAUGGAGGAAAUCCUAUCUCAACUCCUCCCACUUCUUCAUGGUAAUGCUAAUGGCAGCAAAGUGAUCAUUCAUGAAUACCAGGAGUGUUGCCGCCGUGGUCUUUUCUCAGAUGGAUGUACUAGUACUACAAGUAGUGGUGCUAGCAGUCCGUGCAGUCCCUCCUCCAGGCAGCAAACACCCGGCAGUAAUAUCACAUUGCCAUCAAAAGCUAGACUAAAACGCAUAAUUUCAGAGAAUUCAGUAUAUGAGAAACGACCAGAUCAUCGCAUGUGUUGGUACGUACAUGCAGAAGUGUUGAAGAGCUUUGAGCAGGACAAAUUGCCAGUUCCAUGCCAGUGGACUUAUAUAACACAAGUGAAUUCCUCUGCCAAGGAGGACAAUAGUACCAGUAGUUCAACAGGAGGGACUAUUCAACCUACACAGACUACACCUGUAUCUGUCAAGAGAAAAUCUGCUGGGAGCAUGUCCAUAACAAAGUUUAUGAAGCGAACCAAGGACCUGGGAAUGAUCAGCGGGGCUGCUGGAACUCGCCAGCGCAGAUUGAGGACUGAUAUAUUUCCUCCUGGGUCCUACCGGAAUCCUAGGCUUUUCUGCCGCUGGGAGGUGAAUGAUAUCCUGUGGGGUGUCAGUGCCUCUGAUCAAGACCUCCUUGACUGCCGAGACUUCAGUGGGUAG